Aspergillus ochraceoroseus IBT 24754 is the source of this 1298-nucleotide messenger RNA. RefSeq lists its product as uncharacterized. The coding region runs from base 139 to 969 and encodes 276 amino acids. The transcript has a single exon. The record is from RefSeq and is a predicted model, not a curated record. NCBI's taxonomy places the organism in Eukaryota, Fungi, Ascomycota, Eurotiomycetes, Eurotiales, Aspergillaceae.
CCAGAUCGAUCCCCACAUCAGCAUUUUUCACGGUCAGGUAUUUACAACAUCUUUACGACAGAGUCUUCGAGCUAAACACCUUCAGUCUUUCACUCGUCCUUCUAAUUCCCCUGAGUCAACAGUUUUCCUUUUUUCGCCAUGUCAGAUGUUCGAUCGUUACUACGAAGUGAGCUUGCUUCCCGCAGGGGCUCGCCCCAGACAGGGAGUAGUACGCCAAAUCGUGUCACAAAGAAACGAAAGGUAGAUCCAUCAGAUGGGUUGGCACGUAAAAAAGUGAGGCACGCCAAUGCAGAUCAGCUGCUAGCGAGUGCCCAGAUACGACCUCCAAGCGCACAGGCUAUCUCAGAGGGAGAAGAUAUUGAAUCGACAGCACAGGAAACUACGAAACAAAAAUCUCCGUCAGACACAAACAUCGCAGAGGAAGAAAUCGCAACAACGGAACAACAAUUCCAAGCCACUACAAUCUCUCUAAGCGAAGCAACCACGGCCGCUCAAGCCGUUGAUGAGGACGAGUGGGCCGCUUUUCAGCGUGAAGUGGUCGCACCAACCCGUACCCUACAGAGGCCUGCUGCGGUUAUAGCGACGGCAACCAUAUCAGCUGCACCCAUAUCUACUGAAGAGCUCGCUGAGCUGCAAGAGAAAGAGAGUGAAGCCCUAAGGCGUAAUCAUGAAGCGGAGGUGGAGGGCGAAAGGGAGGAUGCGGCUCGAUUUAUGGAGGAAGAAUUUGAUGAAAUGGAACAACUUGAGGAACGAUUAAAGCGUCUCAAGCAAAUGCGGGAGCAACUCAGGAUGAAACGUGCAACAGAGGACGUCGAACCACUCCAAAUGGACGAACGUCUAUCCGCCGCUGCCGGCCCUGGCGAACAACCCCGAAAUGAAGUCAAUUGCACAAUCGAUGACAAAGACGAUGAAGAAGACGAGGAUGAUGACGAUAUUGACGAUGACUGGGACAACUGGAGAUUUAGGUAAUAUUAAUUUGGUCGCGAGACCUGGACGGGGAACGGCAAGGCGUCAUUUUAUACAGGGGAGGUUAAGGGCUUUUCUUAUUUACAAUGAUACCCAAUAAUCCACACAACAAACUCAUGCGAAAAGUGUUUCACUAUCCCUUAAUGAGUCAGAUUGUUCAUUUUUGGCUUACCACAAGAUGGUACUCUUACUUAACUCUACCUAGGCGAAAUGCAAGAACCGCCCCGGCACCAACUGUUGAUGAGAAUAUAUAACGACCCAAAGAUGUACUUCCUAAUAGCUAUGAAAACAGGGUUGUUUGUACAAUACAAAAUAUGAUAGACGAACCGCUU